AAAAUGAAUCAGUCAGUUUGGUCUUUUUUGGUAUUGAUUCUUUCGUUGAAGUGACAUCUUCAUGUGUGGUGUUAUGGAGAUUUUUGAAAAAAGUGUCAGACAUUCAUGAAGAAAAUCCUAUGGAAAACUUAAUAGCUAUUGAAAGAAAGGCAACAUUUGCAAUUGGUAUAUUGUUUGUUAUACUUGCAAUUGGAACAUUUGCGGACGCAAUUGUUACUUUGGUGAAAAAUGGAAAACCUGAUACAACUAUAUCAGGUCUAAUCAUUUCAUCGGUUACAAUAUUUUUCAUGGCACUUCUUUGGCUCAUGAAAUUCUCAAUUGCUAAGCUACUUAAUUCUUCAACAAUGAUGUCUGAUUCGAAGUGUACUCUAUCCUGUAUACAAAUUACUCUUGUUUUAUUUCUCAGUAGUCUGAUUUACUCUGUUUGGAAUGAUGGUUGGUGGAUAGAUUCUGUUGCUGCUUUGAUUUUAGGUUUAUUGUUUGCAAAAGAAGGUAUAGGAAUGAUUCUAUGGGCAAAGAGUAAAGAUUUCGAUGGUGGCUGUUGUAAAAAUGACUCCAUCAAAAAUAAUAAUCGUGAUGCUGAUUCUAAUUGCUGUAAUGACUGUAAUGACGAAGAAUGUAAAAUCACAAUAACAUCUGAAAAAAUUGUCGACAAUGACAAUAUAAAAGAGGAGG
Molecule: messenger RNA, 675 nt
Organism: Racocetra persica
Lineage: Eukaryota; Fungi; Glomeromycota; Glomeromycetes; Diversisporales; Gigasporaceae
Source: the annotation of a GenBank genome assembly